Guillardia theta CCMP2712 is the source of this 423-nucleotide messenger RNA. RefSeq lists its product as hypothetical. Gene Ontology annotation, cellular component: ciliary base. The record is from RefSeq and is a predicted model, not a curated record. NCBI's taxonomy places the organism in Eukaryota, Cryptophyceae, Pyrenomonadales, Geminigeraceae. The coding region runs from base 1 to 423 and encodes 140 amino acids. The transcript is spliced from 5 exons.
AUGGGCGAAUCUCAGAAGGAAAUCAAGUUUGAUGAGGUUGCUUUGAAUCUUAUAAGGGCAGAAACUAUCCGGAAAGAGCGCAAGAAUGCACGCCUAAACGAGACUUUUCGUCUUAAUCCCAAGAAUCUUGUCAAUAGUAUGGUCACUGGAAAGCCGAAUGAAGACCUGCAGAGGUUUGGUGAAGCAUCAGGAGCGUCGCACGACAUCAUGGAGGAGUUGGACAAGACAAUCAAAGAGACUCGCAAGGUUCCGACGGAGAAGUAUGCUGCUCCCAUCACAAGCAGCCAUGAAAUUGGAUGGUUUAGCACGCCUCUGAUGAAGCAACGAAUCUCAGUUGGGCUCAAGAGCAACGAAAUAACAAGCUACGCAGCUUUGUACACUGCGGCCAUGGGGAGAAACCCGUUCGCAGCGCGCGACAAAUAA